AUGUCAUCCGCACCCAGCUUUAUGCCUCCGAGCACAUCGGACAUCGCACCACAGUUUACCGGUAUUGCUUCAGAACUACUACCCUUCUUCCACGAAGUUGUGCAAUUAGCAGAUCUCGUCGAACUAUCGGAUCCGGCUCACAUCAAGGCAGCCCUGCGGUACACAGAUAGGGAUGAGGCAGACCUAUGGACCUAUCAGGAGGAAUCACGUGGUGAUAACUAUGAGGAGUUUGCUAAUGCAGUCUUGCGAUUUUACCCAGAAGUCCGGGGUACCCGCUACUAUCGACAGGAACCAGUUGAAGUCAUCAUUGAUGAAGCAUCGGAAGUUAAGUCCCCCACACCUGUUCCAUCCACUGAGGUCCCUGCAUGCAUCACGGAUGAUCCGCUCCCUGAGGAAUCUGUCCAUGGGAGCGACAUACUCGAUCCCUCUACAGAUAAAUCGACUUUUAUUGAUGAACUAUCAUUCUUCGAUGACAUUGAAUCCUCCGCUAUUCCGCAGGCAUCGGAUAGCGGAUCCGAUACUUACCCACAGAUCAUUGCACCACUAGCCAGCUUGACCCGUCCGCUUAUAGACUCGAAUCCAUCUGACAGAACCACACAUAUUACUACCGAUUCCGCUUUAUCCGAUUUUCCAUCAGCCGUUUUUACAUUGCAUGACCCUAGCUCGCUCCCAGUACUCCGUGUAGUUACUGAGGAGGCAGGUGUCAUGGAUGUUGAUUUUCCGUCUGCUGUUUUAACUGUUCCAUUCAUAUUGCAGGUUCCAUCUAUUUUACGUCCGGGUCUCUCAAGGAGACAUCUCGAGUUUAGUUCCACAUUUCCAUCCAAUGAUUUUCAGGUCAUCCGGGAUGUUCCCAAUGAUCGCAUGGGGUUAUUAGCAUUGUACUCGUGCAGUCAUCCUAACGAUCCACAUCAGAUAGAAUGUAGUUCCAACCUGCAGUUGCACGAAGCCUAUCGACCCGUUACCCAUGUCUCAUCCACACUUUCCACACUUCAGAUAGCAUUGAUCCGAACCCUACCGGGAACCACACAUGCUGCAAUCCAAGUACAAGGCGGACCUCCAUCGCAUGCAUCCGGACCUUCCAAUACAACCCGCCCCAAUACAUACAAUACAGGGAUACAUCCGGACGAGCGGAUCCCUCAUAUAGCACAACAGUCAUAUUGGUACCAAGUUCACCCAUCCGCCACACCCAUCAUUCCCAUUGCCCCUCAUCAUCAUGCAUUGAAUCCGGAUCGACAAACACAAGAGUACAUCUCACUGGGUACUAGCCCGCCAUCGGAAUAUAACAUCUCGGACCCAUCCGUGACCCUAUCCAUCCAUGACCUGAUCCACCAGUUACCCGUCCAUCAUCCGCCCAUUAUCCAUCUGUAUCAUCUAUUAUCCGUAUUGCCAUAUCGUCCAGUGAUCCCUCCCUUGUUCCGUUCUCAUUCCACUCUUGUUCCAACCAAUGCACCCGUCUGA
This is a messenger RNA of Suillus paluster, 1458 nucleotides long. RefSeq lists its product as uncharacterized. The transcript has a single exon. The coding region runs from base 1 to 1458 and encodes 485 amino acids. The record is from RefSeq and is a predicted model, not a curated record. Lineage: Eukaryota; Fungi; Basidiomycota; Agaricomycetes; Boletales; Suillaceae.